AUGACCGACAAGCUCCCCCCUCCGCUGCUGGCCCUUUUCCAGCCCCGUCCGCCCCUGCGGUAUGUCACGCCCAUCGAUCGCGCGCCCGAAGACGUCAGAAAGAGCAAAAUUGGCGGCAUCGCCCAGUUUCUAGAGGAAGCGAAGAAGACGGCAGAGGAGACCGAAUACCACCCGGCAGAGACGUGGCUGCAGCGCAAAUGGCGCCAAAAGCUCGAGCAGAAAGAGCAGUUGAAGAAGCAUCUGACCGAGGGUCUUGAAGAUUACGACCCUAAUUCUGAUGCGCAAGCACGCGGCGACCCGUUUAAGACGCUCUUCGUUUCUCGCUUAAGCUAUGAAGUGACCGAACAAGAUCUCGAGCGGGAGUUUGGACGUUUCGGUCCUAUUGAAAGAAUUCGCAUCGUUAAAGAUACCGUUACCCCCAAAGGCGCGAAGAAGCCACACCGGGGCUACGCAUUUAUUGUCUAUGAGCGCGAAAAGGACAUGAAAGCGGCCUACAAAGAAACAGAUGGUAUCAGAAUCAGAGACCGACGCGUCUUGGUGGAUGUUGAACGUGGUCGGACUGUCAAAGGCUGGAAACCCCGGCGAUUUGGUGGUGGCCUAGGCGGCCGAGGUUACACAAAGGCAUUGCCUUCACGUCCUAUUGGGCCAGGAGGCUUUGGUCCUCCCUCUGGUCCUGGUGGGUUUGGCGGCGGAUUCCGAGGUGGCUUCCGAGGAGGAGGCAGGGGAGGAUUCCGUAAUGACCGUGGUGGGUUUGGGCCUCGUGGAGGUGUUGGAUAUCAGGGUGGCAGAAGCGGCUUUGGUGGGCAAGCGCCACCAAAUGCUCCAUCGGGGCCCGGUGGUGGACGCAGUGGUGGGUUUGGCGGCCGUGAUCGCGGUGGUACAGGGAGCAACCGUGAGCCUAUCCGACCUCGGGACAGCUAUGGCGAUCGUGACAGGCGUGAUCGAGACCGUGAUGGCGAUCGCCGAGACCGUGACAGAGACAGCUAUCGCGACCGCGAUCGUUACCGCGAGCGCGACAGAUACGGCAGUAGAGAGGACCAAGGACGAAAGAGGUACCAUGAAGACGACUCAUACGAUGACCCCCGUGCCAAACGACGAUACUAA
Aspergillus mulundensis is the source of this 1104-nucleotide messenger RNA. Its product is annotated as U1 small nuclear ribonucleoprotein 70 kDa. The record is from RefSeq and is a predicted model, not a curated record. Gene Ontology annotation, molecular function: U1 snRNA binding; mRNA binding. Gene Ontology annotation, biological process: mRNA splicing, via spliceosome. Bases 1 to 1104 code for a protein of 367 amino acids. The transcript has 4 exons. Gene Ontology annotation, cellular component: U2-type prespliceosome; U1 snRNP; precatalytic spliceosome. NCBI's taxonomy places the organism in Eukaryota, Fungi, Ascomycota, Eurotiomycetes, Eurotiales, Aspergillaceae.